UAAAUGCAUCAAGAACACUUAAUUCACCGCCUGUUGAAACAUGGUUGAAAACUUCUUGGGAUGCACCCAAUUUGUUGCUUGAAAUAGUAGAGUCAGUCGCGGCCGAGAACUCUUCGGCAUAUUAUCCCUAUAUAACCAAACUAUUGGCUCGAAAAUCGGAAUUUGAUCCAUCAUCUCUGUCAACUUCUAAUUCUUCAUUAUCAUCAAAGGACAUAUAUUCAAAAGCAAUAAAAAUCCUCAAAGAUUCGCGACUUCUGUCAUUUCCCUCUUCUUCGUCUUCAUCUUCGGAAGAAGAGAGAAAGAUCACAACAUCGUUAUUAGAGUUCUCUCUUUCUCUGCACUCUACCGCGCCGACUAUACAAGCUUUCUAUCAGUAUUUUAUUACGUCUGUACUGGAUAGAUUUGAUCAUAAGAAUGAUAGUAGUACCAUGCAUUACGAUGACAGGUGUGAGGUUUGGGUUGAUUGGUAUGGACAACAGAUUUGUACCAUAGAAGAAUUUAGACAGGUUGCAGGAUUUAACAAAGUAACUGAUACGAAAUAUCAAUUGAAUUUUCUUAACGAUGAUGG
Messenger RNA from Ambispora leptoticha, 568 nucleotides. The record is from the annotation of a GenBank genome assembly. Lineage: Eukaryota; Fungi; Glomeromycota; Glomeromycetes; Archaeosporales; Ambisporaceae.